Molecule: messenger RNA, 491 nt
Organism: Ilex paraguariensis (yerba mate)
Lineage: Eukaryota; Viridiplantae; Streptophyta; Magnoliopsida; Aquifoliales; Aquifoliaceae
Source: the annotation of a GenBank genome assembly
GGGAUCUAAUUGUGGGUGUUGGUAAGGAUCACACUUCUUGUCAGAUAUAUGGAUGAAUUAACUUCACGAGCCUUUAUAAACCAGGGGACCACAAUAGAAGACUACAAACAUUGAAUGCAGGGUUCUGUUGGCCUUCUCAUUUGCGAGGUUGCAUGGUCCGAGUUUCCAGAUUAUAUAGGCUACUUGCUCUGCCCAUCUGGGAGGCAUUUGGUUCAGCGGCCUGCUCAUACACAAUGGGAUUUAAUUGUGUAUGCUGCUGCCGGUCACAGAUUUGCAACCUUUUUAAUGGGUCUCCCUUGUAUGGUGUGUUCUGUUGGUUUCCUUAUGUCUGAGUAUUGAUAUUUGGUUGAGAUAGGUGAAUUGUGCUUAUUAAAGGUUUGAGGACAGGGAUCUUUUAUUAACGGUUUGAGCACUAUUUUUGGUAAUUAUUAUGUUCCAUUGCACCCUUUUCUAUUGCUUGUUUCUGUAUUGGAAUACUAAAUAUGAAAGUU